UCCUGACGUAUAUCUCCCCUAUCUGUGGGUCUUUCUUUCUUCCCCGACCAUCCCUUCCCCCCUCUCUCUUCCUUUGUUCCUUACCUUCUCUUCCCUCCCCCUUCCGCUUUUUAUAUGCGCCCCUCAAAUAGAGUUGAUUUUCAGUUCCCAUGAUGAUUCACCCACUUCUCUAUUCACCUUUCAUGCAAACCCACUUCUCCGUUUUCCCCUCCCUUUUCGAUCCCUUCAUGAUUCACCUUUAAAUAUAAUCUCUUCACCACCUGCCAUUCAGCUGCCUUGUUCCCAAACAAUGGCUGCGCCUCUCACAGCCAGGCUUCAAACUCUCCUGCAAGCCACGGUGCAAUCGGUUCAGUGGACUUAUAGUCUCUUCUGGCAACCCUGUCCCCAACAAGGGAUCCUGGUGUGGGCGGAUGGUUACUACAAUGGGGCAAUUAAGACCCGGAAAACUGUGCAGCCAGUGGAAGUUAGUGCCGAGGAAGCGUCUCUUCAAAGAAGCCAGCAACUUAGGGAGCUCUACGAAUCAUUGUCUGCCGGGGAGACCAACCCUCCGGCUCGACGGCCUUGUGCUGCCUUGUCGCCCGAGGACCUAACCGAAUCCGAAUGGUUUUAUCUGAUGUGUGUCUCUUUCUCCUUUCCUCCUGGCGUCGGGCUACCGGGGAAAGCAUAUGCGAGGAGGCAGCACGUAUGGCUUGCCGGUGCAAACGAGGUGGACAGCAAAACGUUUUCAAGAGCUAUUCUUGCCAAGAGUGCUCGCAUACAGACCGUGGUGUGCAUACCUCUGUUGGACGGCGUCGUAGAGUUGGGCACAACAGAUAAGGUUCUGGAAGACCUUAAUUUUAUCCAACACGUGAAAAGCUUCUUCACAGAUCACCAGCGGCAGCACCACCCUCCACCGCCAAAGCCCGCCCUCUCCGAGCACUCGACCUCCAACCCCACCGCCUCUUCCGACCACUCCCGUUUCCAGUCCACUCCAGUCGCGGUUGCCAUGUAUUCCGCCGUGGACCCAUCACCCGCCACCCCACCCGCUCCUAACAACCACAUGAAUGAAGAUGACGAGGAGGAGGAUGACGAAGAGGGCGAGUCCGACUCGGAGGCAGAAACGGCCCGGAACUGCCACCCAACGUCUACCCCAGAGGCGUCUGGCGUGGCAGCUGCCACUGCAGCAGAACCAAGCGAGUUAAUGCAGCUGGAGAUGUCGGAAGAUAUCCGAGUAGGAUCACCGGACGAUGGUUCCAACAAUCUGGACUCAGAUUUCCAUCUGCUGGCGGUGAGCCACCCAGCCGAUCAGGAGCGCCGAGCUGAGUCGUACCGGGCCGAGUCGACCCGGAGGUGGGUCGAACCAGGGCUUCAACAACCAGUUUCAGAAGGCGCUCAGCUAGAAGACCUCACAAAAGAGGACACCCACUACUCUCAGACAGUGUCCACCAUCCUCCAUAAUCAGUCUCUCCGGUGGGCCGAAUCACCCCCCGCCGACUACAUAGCCUGCUCCUCUCAGUCGGCUUUUGCCAAGUGGAACACCCGUGCCGACCACCACCUCCUCCACCUGUCCGCCGACGGCACCUCUCAGUGGCUCCUCAAGUACAUUUUGUUCACCGUCCCUUUCCUCCACACCAAGUACCAAGACGACAACUCGCCCACCCCCCGAGAUGGCACCGAUCCCGUCACGCGCCUCCGUGGAAAGGGAACGCCGCAGGACGAGCUGAGCGCCAACCACGUACUGGCCGAGCGACGCCGCCGCGAGAAGCUCAACGAGAGGUUCAUCAUACUGAGAUCGCUCGUGCCCUUCGUCACCAAAAUGGACAAGGCGUCCAUAUUAGGGGACACCAUCGAGUACGUGAAACAGUUGCGUAAAAAGAUCCAAGAUCUGGAGACGCGGAACCGCCAGAUGGAAGCAGAGCAACAGUCACGUGAGCAACAGAGGAGCUUGACGAGAGUGGGUUCGGACAAGAGGAAGAUGAGGAUCGUGGAGGGAAGCGGAGGGAUGAGGAAGCCGAAGUCAGUGGAGGCGUCACCGCCGCCAUCGCCGUCGGGAGUCGUUACGUCGGUGCAAGUGUCGAUCAUAGAGAGUGACGCGCUGUUGGAAUUGGAAUGCGAGAACAGGGAGGGAUUGUUGCUGGAUGUGAUGCAGAUGCUGAGAGAGAUGAGGAUAGAGGUGACGACGGUCCAAUCGUCGCUGAACAACGGGGUGUUCGUGGCGGAGCUGAGGGCGAAGGUGAAGGAAAGUCCGAACGGAAAGAAGACCAGCAUAGUUGAAGUGAAGAGGGCCCUCAACCAAAUCAUACCCCACAACGAUUAACUCUGUAUAUGAUGAUUAAUAUAAUAUUUUAGCACUGCGGGAUUCGGAUUAGAUAAGUGUUUGAUUGAAGAACAGAUGAAAUUGGCAGGCGGAAGUAAAGAUGCAUGAAGGAAGACGAGGGUUCCUUGAAGAAAGAGCCCCAGACAUGAAGUGGCCAAUACAAUUUAGUUUAGGUAGGUGUUCUCCCAUCCCUGACCAAAUGUAAAUCCUGAUAGCCACAGCACAUUUUUAGUGACUUGGUGCUUCUCUAAUUUCACAUCCUUCCCCUACUCAUAAAAUCAACUGCUGCUUCUCCAGUCUCCAGUCUCCAGUCUUUGUAGUUUUUGUUUCCUCGCAAACAGAGGUUUAACCCUGGGAAACAUAUUCUGGGAGUAAAUUAUUCAUUAUUGAUUUUACAAAUAUGAAGUCCUGCCAUUUUAAUAA
This is a messenger RNA of Neltuma alba, 2719 nucleotides long. Its product is annotated as basic helix-loop-helix protein A. NCBI's taxonomy places the organism in Eukaryota, Viridiplantae, Streptophyta, Magnoliopsida, Fabales, Fabaceae. The record is from RefSeq and is a predicted model, not a curated record. Bases 290 to 2296 code for a protein of 668 amino acids. Gene Ontology annotation, molecular function: protein dimerization activity. The transcript has 7 exons.